This is a messenger RNA of Trichoderma aggressivum f. europaeum, 507 nucleotides long. RefSeq lists its product as uncharacterized. Bases 1 to 507 code for a protein of 168 amino acids. The record is from RefSeq and is a predicted model, not a curated record. Lineage: Eukaryota; Fungi; Ascomycota; Sordariomycetes; Hypocreales; Hypocreaceae. The transcript has a single exon.
AUGCUCUCCUCCAAGCUAUUCCUCCUCCUCUUUUCCUCAAUAUCAUCUGCCGCCGUUAUCCCACGAGACAACAGCGUACCACCCGGCUACUGCUGCUUCACACUCUCAGAUCCAUCAACUGGUAAAACUGUCCAGCAGAACACGGAAUACGGCUUCCUCUACUUCGACGCGAGCCAGCCGUUAGGCUCGUAUUGCAUCAAUCUCUCAGACACUACUCGGCCCAUUCUGUGGGGUGAUGGCUUCAACAACGCUUGCAUCAUUGCCUGGGAUGGACACUUUCAGUGCCUUGAUCCUACUCCUGGUGAUGACAAGUGGGCGCUAGGUCAUAAUGGCCGCAGUAGCAGCACUCCUUUGUUGCUACAUAACGGCUCUCCCGCGUAUCAAGCGUGCCCCAACACAAGCGGAGGCGAAUUCAUCUCGUCUGGAGCCACAGGGGUAUCUGGGUGCAGGAAUAUCCAGCUGGAGGCCACAGGUCUCAAGGGUACAUGCACGGGCUUCACCAGUUAA